Molecule: messenger RNA, 1856 nt
Organism: Leptidea sinapis
Lineage: Eukaryota; Metazoa; Arthropoda; Insecta; Lepidoptera; Pieridae
Product: lipid scramblase CLPTM1L
Exons: 8
Coding region: 84-1709 (541 amino acids)
Cellular component (GO): membrane; endomembrane system
Source: RefSeq, a predicted model, not a curated record
AAAUUUUUUUUUUAAACAGCAAAAUUAAUAAAGUUUAUUACUAAAUUAUUUCAUCACUAAGUAAUUGUAUUAACUAAAUUAUAAUGAAAUAUGUUUCGUUUAGUUUGAUUGCUACUUUAAUUUUUGCUGGUUAUGUUAUUAAUACAAUAUGGAAUUUAGCUGAAAUUUUUAUACCACCCGAAUGUAGUCGUGGCGAAAGAUGUUUUACCUCUUAUUUAGCUUCUAAUCCAGUACAACAUUUAGUUCUUUAUACAUCUAUAAAAGAGAAUCCAUACAGAGGUGGCAUAUCAGAUGCAGCAGUCAAUAAAGUUCAUACAUCCUUAAAAUUUGACUAUAGAAAACCGGCGAAAAUUGAUUUAACCCUUAAAAUUCCAAGACGCACAAGGAAUAAUGGUACACUGUUUAUGCAUGCAGUUCUUUUAGAUGAGAGACGUCUCUAUGAUGACUUCAUUGAUAUUUUUCGGAAUGAAGCCAUUUAUACUCUGCCGCUAGUCACAUACAUGGAUCAGAAAGAUGAGACAUUUAAUCUUCUUCAAGGCAAUAAUGGACAGGAAAUCAAACCAAAAAAGAUUGUUAAGCCCUACUCACACAUUUUCAAAGUUGCACCAUUGUCCAUACUAACAGAUGAUUUGCAACUACCAGUAAAGAAAAUUCCUGGGGAACUGUAUCCCUAUGUCAGAGUUCGAAAUGAAAAAUUCCUGCCAAUCAUACAACACAAUGUGUUGAAAUCCCGAAUAUCUGAUUUGGAACUAUUGAGAAGCAAUACAUCGGAGGUGAAUGUGACAGUUGAGAUAUCUCCAACGUCAUACGGUGUGUUGCGGCUGGCGCUGCACGUGAGACUUGCCUUGCUGCAACUGCAGAGUCUGGGCUUCAGCGAGAAGGAUGUCGAUGAUGUCAAAGGAAUUUUUGCUGAUACCAAUUUAUAUUUGCUGUCGGCGACUGUCUUGAUUGCUAGUUGUCAUUUACUAUUUGAUUUCCUGGCGUUCAAGAAUGACGUGUCAUUUUGGCGAAGCAAGCGUUCUCUGGCGGGUCUGUCGGCUCGCACCGUGCUCUGGCGGGCGUUCUCACAAAUUGUCAUAUUCUGCUACUUGCUGGAUGAGAAGUCAUCACUGCUGAUACUUAUACCAUCCGGUAUCAGUGCGCUGAUUGAGCUAUGGAAGGUGACGAAGGUCUUUCACCUGCGGGUGUCACUGGGCAGCGGCUGGGGCCUGCGCGUGUGGCGCGAGCGCAGCGCGGCCACGGAGGAGGCCGAGCGGAGCACGGAGCGCGCCGACGCCGAGGCCAUGCGCUACCUGACGGCGUUACUGUACCCACUGUGCGCGGCCGGCGCGCUCUACUCGCUGUACUACGAGCCGCACAAGAGCUGGUACUCGUGGGCGCUGCACAGCGUGGUGAACGGCGUGUACGCGUUCGGCUUCCUGUUCAUGCUGCCGCAGCUGUUCGUCAACUACCGGCUGCGGUCGGUGGCGGCGCUGCCGUGGCGGGCCUUCAUGUACAAGGCCUUCAACACCUUCAUCGACGACGUGUUCGCCUUCAUCAUCACCAUGCCGACCGCGCACAGGGUGGCCUGCUUCCGCGAUGAUCUGGUCUUCCUGGUCUACCUGUACCAGCGCUGGUUAUAUCCAGUUGACAAAUCUCGUACGGACAUGGCUGUCAGUAUGGACGAGAAUCCAGAAGAACUGGAACCAAUCAAACAGAAAGAGGAAUAGUCUGAAGUAAUAACCAAUCGAAUAAGACUCUUAUAUAAAUUAUGUAAAAUAUAUUUAUAAGAAACUAGCUGACCCGGCAGACUUAGUACUGCCUCAACCCAUAAAAUAAAAGGCCUAAACUUAAUAAAUUUAAAGCUUUCUGAUAAA